AUGGCAGCAGUUAAUUCAAGCCAAGUGCAAGUGGAAGCCUCUGUUCUCCUACCUGGUAGCCAACCCAAUGACCCUCGGCUGACCGAGGACCUCACGGAAGAUCGUGCCAAAAAGAGCAGGUCUAUUAUAUCCUACCUACUAGAAAGGAGUGCAGAAUUCCGAGAACUCAGUGAUGUGAGACAGCAGGGAUGGGAAGCCCCGGAAGGCGACAAGUACUUUGCGAACCUUCGAAAAAAUGCGGAGAAGUCCGACAAGCAGACAGCGAUUUACUUUCAUAAGCUUAUGCAAAUAAUCGGACGCGAAAUGGAUAAGGCCACAAAUGCCUUCAAAAUUCAACAGGUCGAUUCAACCCCGCCUGCCAUUCUCGACAUGUGCAUGGCCCCUGGUGCAUUCCUCGACAUAGCAUUGAAAAAGAACCCGGGCUCACGUGCUCUGGCUUUCAGCUUGCCUGUCUCCUGCGGAGGGCACAGGAGCCGUCUGGCAAGCAGCUUGAAUACCAAGCAAGUAUUUCUCGAUGUGACUAUGCUUGCUGCCGACAUGGAUAUGAACGAGAUCCCCGAGAGCCAUGACGAUGCCGAGAACUUUUUGCCCAGACAACUUGAGGAUGGUCAGCUUUUCGAUUUGGUCAUAUGUGACGGCCAAGUCUUGAGGCAACAUCCACGCGCUACCUAUCGAGAGGGCCGGGAAGCGAGAAGACUGGUCACCGUGCAGCUCGCUUUGGGUCUCCAGCAUCUUAGACCUGGUGGCACUAUGGUCAUUCUUCUUCACAAACUUGAAUCGUGGGACGUAGUUAAUCUCAUUUGGAAAUUUCAUAAGAUCUCCUCGGUUCGGCUUUUCAAGCCAAAGAAAUGUCACGCCAAGCGCUCGUCCUUUUACAUGCUUGCUACCAACAUUCAAAGCCAAAACCCAGAGGCUGUUGAAGCAGUCAAGCGAUGGAAGAGAAUCUGGCAGGUUGCUACAUUUGGCUCCGAUGAAGAGUAUAACAAGGUGAUUUCAGAUGAAGACCCAUCCGUGGAAACAUUGGUCGAGGACUUCGGGCCCAAACUCGUGAAGUUGGGCAAGGCAAUAUGGAAGAUACAGGCAAAUGCCCUGGCUAACGCACCAUUCAUGAAGAAGCCAGAGUGA
Molecule: messenger RNA, 1125 nt
Organism: Penicillium expansum
Lineage: Eukaryota; Fungi; Ascomycota; Eurotiomycetes; Eurotiales; Aspergillaceae
Exons: 2
Coding region: 1-1125 (374 amino acids)
Biological process (GO): methylation
Molecular function (GO): methyltransferase activity
Source: RefSeq, a predicted model, not a curated record